Erythranthe guttata (spotted monkey flower) is the source of this 452-nucleotide messenger RNA. NCBI's taxonomy places the organism in Eukaryota, Viridiplantae, Streptophyta, Magnoliopsida, Lamiales, Phrymaceae. The record is from RefSeq and is a predicted model, not a curated record.
UUAUUUGUGGACAAUGGUGUUAGUAUGGCUGCUGAGGUGAGUAUUGAAGAAAAUGAGGAGGCUGCAAAUGUGGAUGAGGGUGAUCUUUCUGCAUACAUUGAAGAAAUUGUUCAGUUCAUAGAGACUGAGAUUGCUGAUGAAGCUCAACAAGAUGAGCCAAAUGUGGAUGUGCCAGUAGAAGAGAAUGAUGGUAGGGAUGAUGCCAUUGAUGAUUCAGAUGAUGAUUUUAUAGCACACAUUGAUGAGGAUGAUAACAGAAGUGAGCUUGAGUUGAGUGAUGCAGAAGAAUAUGAAGAUGAUUUUUUGAGUGAUUAUGAGUCAGAUGACCACUGUGAAGCUGCAAACAACUCAGAUGAAGAGUUUGACAAUGAUCCUUUCUAAGGCAACUUCAAAAGCAUCUUCAAAGGCAACAACUUCAAAAGCAUCUUCCAAGCCACAUUCCAAGGCAACAG